This is a messenger RNA of Centruroides sculpturatus (bark scorpion), 3232 nucleotides long. Its product is annotated as single-minded homolog 2-like. Gene Ontology annotation, biological process: regulation of transcription by RNA polymerase II. NCBI's taxonomy places the organism in Eukaryota, Metazoa, Arthropoda, Arachnida, Scorpiones, Buthidae. The transcript is spliced from 10 exons. Bases 505 to 2697 code for a protein of 730 amino acids. The record is from RefSeq and is a predicted model, not a curated record. Gene Ontology annotation, molecular function: protein dimerization activity; DNA-binding transcription factor activity, RNA polymerase II-specific; RNA polymerase II transcription regulatory region sequence-specific DNA binding.
UUUCGGAGAGGUAACAGUAGCUACAGGUGCACGGGGAUUUCAUUUUAGCACGUGUACAUCCACGUGGUGCUAGCCCUGGGCUACAGGUGUAUUUCCAUUUGGUCAACUCUACUUACUAGUUGUACACACCUAACAUUCUACUUACAUCCUACCUAACUCACGGGAAAGUUUUAUUGGUGGAUUGCCGUACGACGCACCAAUCCGAUUACGGUCUGGGCGUGGAGAUGUUCUCUUACUGGAUCACGUGAUGUAAUGACGGCUGGUGUAAGAUUGACAGAAUUUGACGACGUUUCGACGCAUCGUAGUUAUGUUCCAGUUGGAUUUUAACUAUGGGAUGAUCUUUUGACGUAUCCGUUGAGUCAGUAUGGGGUCAGAGAAUGGUGAUCUGGUUAUGACCCGGUGUAGUUUGAACUUUACUAUUCAAAAUUGGGAUAAUUUUAAGUGUUUUUACGUCCUAUACAUACGAAAAGUGUGAAUCGAGGAAGUCAAAUCGUUUUUCCGAGUAUGAAAGAAAAGUCUAAGAACGCAGCCAGGUCGAGACGAGAGAAAGAGAACGCGGAAUUUUUGGAAUUAGCAAAGCUUUUACCUCUGCCGGCAGCCAUUACGAGUCAAUUAGAUAAAGCUUCCAUUAUUAGACUUACUACUUCCUAUCUGAAAAUGCGAGCCGUCUUUCCCGAUGGCCUAGGCGACGGUUGGGGAUCGACGCCACCUCCUCCAAAUCCCAGAGAAGGUACCAUCAAGGAGUUAGGAUCACACCUGCUACAGACGUUGGACGGUUUUGUGUUCGUGGUGGCACCGGAUGGGAAGAUCAUGUAUAUUUCCGAAACGGCCUCGGUGCACCUUGGCCUCUCGCAAGUAGAAUUGACAGGCAACAGCAUCUACGAGUACAUCCAUCCUGCAGAUCACGACGAAAUGACAGCGGUGCUUACUCUACAGCCACCUUUACCGCACGCUCACGUGGCACAAGAUUUCGAAAUGGAAAGAUCGUUUUUCUUGAGGAUGAAAUGCGUCUUGGCCAAGAGAAACGCGGGCUUGACUUCUGGUGGUUAUAAGGUCAUACACUGCAGUGGAUAUCUGAAGGUAAAGCAUUACUCGAUGGAUGUGGCACCUUACGAUGGCUGCUAUCAAAAUUUGGGUUUAGUUGCAGUAGGUCAUUCUCUUCCUCCAAGUGCAAUCACCGAAAUUAAAAUGUACAAUAAUAUGUUUAUGUUUCGCGCCAGUCUCGAUCUCAAAUUAAUCUUCUUGGAUGCAAGAGUAGCACAACUAACAGGCUACGAACCGCAGGACUUAAUUGAAAAAACGCUAUAUCAUUACAUACACGGCUGUGAUAGUCUGCACAUGAGGUAUUCUCAUCACACCUUAUUAUUGAAAGGCCAAGUGACCACUAAAUAUUACCGAUUUCUAUCUAAAGACGGAGGUUGGGUUUGGAUGCAGAGUUACGCCACCAUCGUACAUAACAGUAGGUCGUCUCGACCGCAUUGUAUUGUCAGUGUUAACUACGUGCUCAGUGAACUAGAAGCUAAAGCGCUGCAAUUGCAAAUGGAGCAGCUGGAAAGCAGAACAGAACAUAUAUUCCCUUCUGAGACAUGUAGCCAGUCGCAGACGGGAAAAGUCAGGACCAACAGAAGUAAACCGAGAAGAUCGCCAUAUCCAUGUGUGGAAUCAACAGAGCAUAGUUCGGAUCAGAUUUUUGACGCUUCGCUGUACGACACGAACUCUCUACCGAUACACUUGAAUUCUUUCGGCAGCGUCCCCUAUCAAGACGAAAGGUGUUUUCCCAUCAAUGCCAAACAAUCGUAUCCUGUAUCCAUGGGUCUUUUUACAGAUGGGGGUUACAUCUACUGCAAUCAACAACGGUUAGCACCGUACGAGGAGCGAAUCGGUUACUGCGAUCCUGAAGAACGGUACAUUACUCGCACUGACAUGGCAAAUUUUCCAGGUUAUUCUAACAGUUCGACUACCCCCGAAAUGGACGAGCUGAAUCCCCAUUUAUCCUACCGUGCUCCCACGUCAGAGACAUGUGUUUACAGUAGUACCAUCCGCAAUGCCACCAGUGACAUCCUACAGAAAUCCCACAAUUUGUAUCAAACGGGACCAUUCAGCAACCAGUCGGAUUCUACUCUAUCCGAGUCAGAUUUGGAAAGCUACCACGGGAUGCAACCCCAAAGGUCCCCGUGCGACAGCCGAAGCGACAGUGUCAUCGACACUUCAUCGCCGGUAGCAAAGUCCAACUCUUCGACUCCCAGUAUACCGAUUAGAGGUAGAGAGGAUCCCAAACCGGACCAACUGUGUUACACCACCAGUGCCUUACAAGUAACUACCCCAGCUACAACUUAUAAGAGCGUCAUCAUACAGAACUCUCAAAAUAACAGAAGUCCUUUAUAUCGUGGUGCUGUAUUCAAAGAGUGUGACGGCAAGCAAUUGUCCACCGACUUAUACAGUAAUCCGGAAUAUUUUAACAAUCAAAGACCUUAUACGGUAGCCAAUUUGGACGAUAAGUACUUGAUGCUUCAGGAAUGUGAAAGGACAUCUCUGGAUUCUUACGAUACCGAGAACGAUAAAUUGACCACCCUACAGUCCAAUUUACCUUGUAACGGUUUGGAAUUCGCUAGGAAUCCGACAUUACAGCAACCCGGUUACACUAGCGUUAUUGUAGAUGCACAGCAGUACCAAAUCACGAACGGUUUCGUUCACUAGGAACCGAGAGGCUAUGAGCCUUCUCCUGUACAGUCUCUUUUUGUAUAUUGCUGUGGACUGCCAAGCUGGACUCGGGGUCAUUAAUUCAUAAUUUAUUGGGAGGAAAAGCAUCUUCGUCUAUGAAGGAUCUAAAAUUUUUCCUUAUAUAUUUUUUCCUUUCUUUUUUCUAGUCUGGCGGUUUAGAUUGUAAUCAGACCCUAGUCCGGCGAGGAUAGGUCUAUUUAGAAAUGAAUGUAUGCGGAGGGUGUUGAUAUUAAAAAACAGAGAAAGUUUUCAUGCAGUUUGUAGCUUCUACCUAUCUCUUCAUUUCUCAAUAUAAAUUAUAUGUUCCUAAAGACACAUACUCUCUUGUCAUUAACAAAUAGAUUUCUUUUAUAUUCUAAAACACGAUAAAAUUCACCUGCGAAGUUGACAAAAUGUUUAUAUCAAUAUUCUAUGGGGUUUACCUCGUGAUAAAUUCUGUUAGCACUAGUGUAACGGGGCAGACAUCGAGAAUAAGGUUGACAGGAAAAAGGAUACCCUUAGCAAUGGUGCA